Dermacentor silvarum is the source of this 555-nucleotide messenger RNA. RefSeq lists its product as uncharacterized. The record is from RefSeq and is a predicted model, not a curated record. The transcript has 5 exons. Bases 141 to 404 code for a protein of 87 amino acids. NCBI's taxonomy places the organism in Eukaryota, Metazoa, Arthropoda, Arachnida, Ixodida, Ixodidae.
UGUUGCUGCUGUGACUUUCUUUUUUUCUGUGAGUUUCGGAACGAGACAGCUGGCAGCCGCAAACAGGCAGUAGCGCAUCGGCGACCGGUAACAGAGGGGAACAAAUACAGGGUCCAUAGCCAGCCUAAGAAACGCCAGUCAUGACAGGAAGCUUCAUCGUCCUUGGGUUUUUGAUGCUCUCAUUCCUGGCCAUUGCAUUCUCCGUGGAACCUGAGUGUCCACAACUUAAAUGUAUGGCUGAUAAUAAAGUGGCCUGUUUCAUCGACGAGGAGCGUUGCAACUGUAGAUGCGUCUCUGACAGCGACCCUUGUGCGUCCUUGCUGAACCACCCUUGCCCUGAAGCUCAUACCCUCAGCUGUACAAGCGAGGCCAUCACGUGCAAGUGCCGAUGCGUUCUGAAAUGACGGACACGUCACUGCUGGUGAACGAAGUCGGCACGACACGUGGCACCACAUUGGAAUCGCCUUUUUUCAUAGGCAUCACUGGAUUGCGGUAAAGCAUAUAUAAUGAUUGAAUAAAGGCCCUUAUAAUAAAAUUUUGUUGCAUCUUUCUGUA